UUUCGUCCAGAUUGUAAGGAUGGCGUAUGGCUGUCAUGUCGCCAUGUCAGCAUUCAACCAUUUCAUGCCAAGAUUUCUUCCUCCUCAAAAUUUUCAGAUAUUCUAUUAUAACCCCUAUAAAAUCUAACUCUCUUGGACGUCAUUAUUUUCUUUUCUCUGAUUUGCAGUUGGUUUUGCUUUUGCAUGCAUGCUUCGGCUAUGGCUGCCCAGUUAAUGACUCCUGUCUGCACUGAUGCUCUCAAAUUUCACAACCCAUUAUUGCAUAGUUUUAGCUCAAGAGGGUCUUGGUCCUCCUCGGCGAAUGGUAGUACUAGUUGGAGCUUGAUCGUUCGUAGUGGUGGCAGAAAGAGAAGAGGCUGUGGCAGAAUUAAAGUUGCCAUAGACGGUUCAGCUUCCACGGAUGCCAUCGCUGAUGACUAUUACGCUGUUCUGGGUCUGCUGCCAGAUGCCACACCAGAGCAGAUUAAGAAAGCUUAUUAUAAUUGCAUGAAAGCUUGCCAUCCAGACUUGAGUGGCAACGAUCCAGAGACAACAAAUUUUUGCAUGUUCAUUAAUGAGGUCUACGCGGUUCUCAGCGACCCUGUACAGCGCAUGGUUUAUGAUGAAAUUCAUGGGUAUGCAUUGAGUGCAAUCAACCCUUUCUUGGAUGAUUCUAGCCCGAAGGAUCUUGCAUUCGUUGACGAGUUUAGCUGCAUAGGCUGCAAAAAUUGUGCCAAUGUGGCCCCAGAUGUGUUUGGAAUUGAGGAAGACUUUGGAAGGGCCAGAGUUUAUAGCCAGUGUGGGAACCCUGAAUUAGUUCAACAAGCAAUUGAGAGUUGCCCAGUGGAUUGCAUUCACUGGACUUCAGCUGCUCAACUAUCUUUGCUCGAAGAUGAAAUGCGCAGGGUAGAAAGAGUAAAUGUGGCCCUGAUGCUUUCAGGAAUGGGAUCUGGAUCAAUGGAUGUUUUUAGGAUGGCAAGUUCUCGAUGGGAGAAGAGGCAAGCAAAAGUGUUGGAGCAAGCUAAAAUAAGGAUGAUGAAGGAGAAAGGUUCUGCGAAAACUGAAGCAUACUGGAGCAAUCUAUGGGGCAACCCAAAAGAGUAUCAAAAUUCAGAAGAGGAAGUCAAAGAGAGAGCAAGGAGGGCAGCGGAGGCCGCAAGGAGAUGGAGGGAGUACUCAAGGAGAGGUGUUGACAAACCUCCCACCUUUAAACUUCCAAAGGCAACCUCCGGCAAGGAGAACUGA
Messenger RNA from Pistacia vera, 1224 nucleotides. RefSeq names its product chaperone protein dnaJ C76, chloroplastic-like. NCBI's taxonomy places the organism in Eukaryota, Viridiplantae, Streptophyta, Magnoliopsida, Sapindales, Anacardiaceae. The transcript has 9 exons. Gene Ontology annotation, molecular function: iron ion binding; electron transfer activity. The coding region runs from base 184 to 1224 and encodes 346 amino acids. The record is from RefSeq and is a predicted model, not a curated record.